GUGGCCAUGGAGGGGCACUCCCCCUUUGCCCAGGUGAUCCCUCACCUGUCCGAGGAGGAGGAGGAGGAGCCAGGUGAGGAGGAAGAAGGGACAGGUGAGGAGGAGGAGGGACCAGGUGAGGAAGGAACAGGUGAAGAUCCAGGUGAGGAGGAAGAUCCAGGUGAGGAGGAAGAUCCAGGUGAUGAAGAUCCAGGUGAAGACCCAGGUGAUGAUGAAGACCCAGGUGACGAAGAUGCAGGUGAAGAUCCAGGUGAUGAUGAUGAUGAUGAUGACGACGACGAAGAAGACCCAGGUGACGAAGAGCAGCGCCACCAGCCAGGUGCGUCCUCUCCAGGUGACCCCUCCACCUCCCACCUCCGCCGGCCCCGCCUUUACCUGCGGCCACGCCCACCCCCGGCCGAGCCCGGCCCCUCCCACCUGCAGCCGCCCUGGGCCCACCCAGGUGCGCCGGGGCUCGAGGCCGCCUCACCUGAGCCAGGUGAGGCCACGCCGGGCUUCGUGCAGCUCAUCGACGAGCGCGGCGUCUACUCCACCGCCAAGCUGGUGCUGGGCGGCCGCUCGGGCGCGCCAGGUGCGCCAGGUGAGGAUGAGGAGGAGGAGCAAACCCCGCCAGGUGAGGAUGACGAGGAGGAGGAGGAGGAGGAGGAAGAGCUGCCUGCUCACCUGGAGAUCCGCCAGGUGAUCGUGGCCGAGAAGCCCUUCCAGUGCCCCGUGUGCCACAAAGCUUUCAAGCGCACCUGGGAGCUGCUGAGCCACCAGGUGGUGCACACGGAGGCGCGGCCCUACACCUGCCACCUGUGCCGCGCCACCUUCAAGCGCCACUCGGACUUCAAGAGCCACGGGCUGGUGCACACGGAGGAGCGGCCGCACAGGUGCGACCUGUGCGGGAAGCGCUUCAAGCGCUCCUCCAACCUGCAGGAGCACCGCCGCAUCCACAGCGGCGAGCGCCCCUUCGCCUGCCCCAGGUGCGCCAAAGGCUUCAAAACGCCCUACGAGCGCCAGCGCCACGCCCUGACGCACCUGGCGGCCGACAAGCCCUUCAGGUGCGGCGACUGCGGCAAGGAUUUCCCGGCGGCCAACGCGCUGCUGCUGCACCGGCGGCACAGGUGCCAGGACAAGCCGCACGCCUGCGGGGUCUGCGGCAAGCGCUUCACCUACGGCCACUCGCUGAAGGUGCACGAGCGCGUGCACACGGGCGACCGCCCCUUCAGGUGCGCGCUCUGCGGCAAGGCCUUCAAGCAGAGCAACGCGCUGGCCUCGCACGAGCGCGUGCACACCGGCGAGCGCCCCUUCGCCUGCCGCACCUGCGGCAAGGCCUUCAAGCAGUCGUCCUACCUGGCCAUCCACCAGCGGGCGCACACGGGCGAGCGGCCCUACAGGUGCGAGGCGUGCGGGAAGGCCUUCGCCCGGCCCUCGCUGCUGCUGCAGCACCGGCGCGUGCACAGCCAGGUGAGGCCGCACCAGUGCAGCCACUGCCACAAGUUCUUCAAGGACCUGGCGUACCUGGCCGUGCACGAGAAGGUGCACACGGGAGAGACGCCCUACAAGUGCGGGGUGUGCGCCAAGGGCUUCGCGCACCCCUCCAACCUGCUGCAGCACCAGCGCGUGCACCGCGACACCUGAGCGCGGGCGAGGGCGGCCCCCGCAGGUGAGCGCCCGAAAAAGGUGUGGCGGCGUCACCUGAGCCCCGUGGGUGAAGCCCCAGGUGAAAGGACUCGGUACCUGUGAGCCCGGACAGGUGUGGACUCAGAAAAACGGGUUUUGGAGCCCAAAAACUGCAGCAGCAACACCUGGACUGCCACACCUGAGCCUCAGGUGUGGGGGCCCUAGAACUGUGAGCCAGGACAGGUGUGGACCCAAAAAAAUGGGUUUUGGACCCCAAAAAGGCUCAGCAGCAACACCUGGACUGCCACACCUGAGCCGCAGGUGUGGGAACUCCAGAACUGCAUGCCAGGACAGGUGUGGACCCCAAAAACUGCAUCAGCAACACCUGAACAGUGACACCUGAGCCCCAGGUGUGGGAACCCUGGAUCUGCACCCCAGGACAGGUGUGGCAACCCUGGACCCGCACACCUGGCCAGGUGAGACCCCACACCUGCAGCCCGGCCAGGUGAGGCCGCACCAGUGCAGCCACUGCCACAAGUUCUUCAAGGACCUGGCGUACCUGGCCGUGCACGAGAAGGGUGCAACAGCAACACCUGGACAGUGACACCUGAGCCUCAGGUGUGGGAAGCCCAGAACUGCAUGCCAGGACAGGUGUGAGCCUGGAACUGCACACCUGGACAGGCGUGAGC
Pyrgilauda ruficollis (rufous-necked snowfinch) is the source of this 2294-nucleotide messenger RNA. RefSeq names its product zinc finger protein 391-like. NCBI's taxonomy places the organism in Eukaryota, Metazoa, Chordata, Aves, Passeriformes, Passeridae. Gene Ontology annotation, biological process: regulation of transcription by RNA polymerase II. The transcript has 2 exons. The record is from RefSeq and is a predicted model, not a curated record. The coding region runs from base 7 to 1623 and encodes 538 amino acids. Gene Ontology annotation, molecular function: DNA-binding transcription factor activity; RNA polymerase II cis-regulatory region sequence-specific DNA binding.